UUUCCCGUGCGGUAUAUAAGGCAGCCCCAGCGGGCGUCCCUCUCUUUUUUUUCCUCAACCGCCGUUGUUGUAGCUGUUGGUGUGAGGGCCAGAGCCCACAGCCUCGGCCAGGAUGCCCGUUGCCAGGAGCUGGGUGUGCCGGAAGACCUAUGUCACCCCUCGGCGCCCCUUCGAGAAAUCCCGUCUUGACCAGGAGCUGAAGCUCAUUGGCGAGUACGGGCUGCGGAACAAGCGUGAGGUUUGGCGGGUGAAGUUCACCUUGGCCAAGAUCCGCAAGGCGGCCCGUGAGCUGCUCACGCUGGAUGAGAAGGACCCCAAACGCCUCUUUGAAGGCAAUGCCCUGCUGCGACGGCUGGUGCGCAUCGGGGUGCUGGACGAGGGCAAGAUGAAGCUGGAUUAUAUCCUGGGCCUCAAGAUUGAGGAUUUCCUGGAGCGGCGUCUCCAGACCCAGGUCUUCAAGCUGGGCCUGGCCAAGUCCAUCCACCAUGCCCGGGUGCUGAUCCGCCAGAGGCACAUCCGGGUGCGGAAGCAGGUCGUGAACAUCCCGUCCUUCAUCGUGCGCCUGGACUCGCAGAAGCACAUUGACUUCUCGCUGCGCUCACCCUAUGGGGGUGGCCGGCCUGGCCGUGUCAAGAGGAAGAACGCCAAGAAGGGGCAGGGCGGCGCCGGCGGGGCAGAUGAGGAAGAGGAGGAUUAAAGGCCUGGCAACUCCCCCUGCUGGGCAGCCUGCACUGCUGUGUCAAUAAAUCAGUUUGGAGUGGAGCUGAA
Molecule: messenger RNA, 768 nt
Organism: Chelonoidis abingdonii (Abingdon island giant tortoise)
Lineage: Eukaryota; Metazoa; Chordata; Testudines; Testudinidae
Gene: RPS9
Product: ribosomal protein S9
Biological process (GO): translation; ribosomal small subunit biogenesis
Cellular component (GO): cytosolic small ribosomal subunit
Molecular function (GO): structural constituent of ribosome; rRNA binding
Source: RefSeq, a predicted model, not a curated record